Molecule: messenger RNA, 2703 nt
Organism: Cordyceps fumosorosea ARSEF 2679
Lineage: Eukaryota; Fungi; Ascomycota; Sordariomycetes; Hypocreales; Cordycipitaceae
Product: pH response protein PalF
Exons: 2
Coding region: 1-2703 (900 amino acids)
Biological process (GO): ubiquitin-dependent endocytosis
Cellular component (GO): cytosol; cytoplasm; plasma membrane
Molecular function (GO): ubiquitin protein ligase binding; protein-macromolecule adaptor activity
Source: RefSeq, a predicted model, not a curated record
AUGCCGCUCGCCGCAGCCGGCUCGCACCACGGCGGCGGCAACAGCAGCAGCAGCAGCAGCAACCCAAACCCCGGCGCGCCCUCCGAUGACGAUCCAAAACCCGCGGCCGUUACGACGGCGGUGCCUUCCACCGGGCCGCCGGCGUCGCCUCGGGUAGCUGCUGCUGCCGCCGCUUCCGCCGCCGACCACCGUACCGCUGACACGGGUGCUACUGCUGCCGUUGCUGCACCUGCCGGCGCGAUGUCUUCAACGGCCGUGCCUCGACUCAACACCACUCUUGACAAUGCCGCCUCCUCCGCAUCAUCAUCAUCCGCCAAACCCGCGACGCCGCCGUCCGUCCACUCAGCCACCUCCAACACCUCCACGUCCCGCACCGCCGCUUUGCUCUCUCGCCUCAACCUACCCUCUUUCAACAUAAGAUCUCGCAAUCGUAACGUCCUCGACUUUCACAUCCGUCCCGACGAGCCCCACCGGACGUACAACGCUGGCGACACGGUCCGCGGCCACGUCAACGUUGCUGUCCUCAAGGCGAUCCGCAUCACGCAUCUCGUCGUCGCCCUCCACGGCUAUGUUCACGUUUUCAAAGAUGCCUCCGCCAAAGCCAAGGCUAGUGGCUCUCCCGUGGCCCCGCGCGGCGGCAUAUCCGAGCUCCCGCAGUACCACGGCAAUGGCCUUGCGAGCCUCUUCCAGGACGAGCAAGUUCUCGCCGGCGAGGGCAGGCUCGAAGCCGGCCGCUACGAGUUCGGCUUUCAGCUCAUAUUCCCCGACAUUGGCCUGCCUAGCAGCAUUGACUUUGAACGCGGCACUAUAUCUUACAUGAUUACAGCCACACUGACAAGACCGACUGCCAUUGCGCCCACCAUGUCGUGCGAAAAGCGCGUUCUGCUCGUCGAAAAGAUUGAUAUUGGCCACCUUCCGCCCCCGCGAUCGCGAACCAUAUUCCUCGAACCCAUCUCUAAACGCACACGGCGGAAACGAUCAGUCAUACUCGACAAGCCACCGGCUCCAAUUCCAGAGCCGCCACCCACCGGCGUGCCCAACGAUCACACCUCCGAAGCAGGCUCCGUAGAACGAACCGGAGCCGCCUCCGAUUCCGCGCGCGAUAGUACUCAGCCAGAAAACAACCGCGGGCCUACUCAAAUCGACGUGCGAAGCGAAAUAAGCGGCGAAAGCGGUCGCAGCAUAAGCACGGCGGUAAGCCGCAGCGACGUCACGCCACUAUCUCACGCAUCUACAUUCAAGUCGCCAUCCAAACAAAAGUUGGUCGACAACAAAACCAUCACCGCCACUAUUGAACUACUCAAGGGUGGAUGCCUGGCUGGGGAUAUGGUUACUGUGCGCGUAUCUGUGCAGCACAUUAAGCGUUUAAAGUGCUUGACGGGUGUCAUUGUGACAUUGUUUCGUCAGAGUAAAAUUGACUCGGCGCCUGCUGCGUCCCUAUUCUCUGGGAAUGACUUUGAAGCCAUUGGUGACGAUGGAUACCCAAGGUCGAGAACAGGGCUUGCUGGAUUGUCGUUAUCCUCAACAGGCUCAACGAGCAUGUUCCGCAAAGACUUGGACCAGAACACGGCGCCGCUAAUCAUCGAUCCUUUGUCGCUGCAUGCGUCGGUUACCUGUUCACUGAAGCUACCAGACGACGCAUUUCCCACAAUACGAGGCGUUCCAGGUGCCAUGGUAAGCUUUCGUUACCACAUCGAAGUGAUUGUCGACUUGGGCGGCAAGCUCUCGAGCCAGAUGCUUCAAGGCGCACAGUCCACUACUCGCCUGGGCCAGUACAUGACCUCUGGCGUGGACAACGCCUACGGCCCCCGAGUGGCAACAAAUAUUAUUGAUACGUCUCCCCUGCGGCGCCAAAAGGGCGUCGUAUCGGUGUCCAUGGAAACAGUUGUAGGCACAGUCGACAGUUCUCGCCGGCGGAAGCUACUCCGAAUAUCACCCCGUCUCCCAACACCCCGCGUGACGGAAAGCGACGAGGACGACAUCAUCCGCGCCGAAUUGAGCGAACGUUCAUCCGCCGCCUCUCCCGUCAUCUAUACCACAGCUCCGAGCGAGCGCAACUACGCCUCGCAACCGCCGUUGUUACACCCCUCCCGGGCCAACGCAAGUCCCGCAGCAGCGUCCCAACCUGAUUUUCACUCGCAUAGUCACGUCAACGGGCACUCGCGUGAGGCAGCCCCGGCAUACAUUCCGCAGCCACAUAUGCCUGAUUCGCGCAAUAUGUCGGAGAAGGAACGCAUACGACAGGCGGAAACACGCCUGUUGCCGAGCCAGCCGUCAGCAGCAGGCCCGUCGUCCUCUCCGUCCGCACCAGACGAGGACAACAUUUACGACGCGCACGACCAGGCGCCUUUAGCCGGGCCGUCGGCGCCCACGGAUCACGAGGCGGUAGCGGGGCCGUCAGCCCCUAGCGAGGACGACCUGCACGGUUCAUCUGCCUUUCCAGCAGAGGACAAGCAAGAACUAGAACGGCGGCGCCUCAUCAACGAAGCGAGCGCGCCGCCAGAGUUCCCAGAUGAUAUGGAGCGCUCCGACGGCCCGAGCCCGGCGAACGAUGCCGACGCAGAGCCGAGCGCGCCGGUGUUCGACGAGGAUGAGGAGGAGUUGGCGGGAUACGGCGUGAGUGCUGGUCCAUCGUCUUCUGCCGGUCCAUCACGCAGCAAUCAACGGUCAACUGGCGAGCAGCUGCCUGCGUAUCAACGGUGA